This is a messenger RNA of Durusdinium trenchii, 1166 nucleotides long. NCBI's taxonomy places the organism in Eukaryota, Dinophyceae, Suessiales, Symbiodiniaceae. The record is from the annotation of a GenBank genome assembly.
AUCAGAUUUCUACUUGUGCUUUUCGCUAAGAGAGCGCCAUGCCGCUGGAUUUGUGCAAAACCCCGUGGAAUGCGCAGAAAAUCUGCGAGGAGGCCACGAUGAAGGAGAUCAAUGCAGAGUUGCGGAGGGCUAUAAAUCGAGGAGAUCCUGUGCCACGGGAGUGCAAACUGCAAACACCGGGAGAACAGGUGGAACUCAUGGGGAUGCGAAACCACGAGUGUUUGAAUGGUCGACCCGGUGAAGUGUUGAGCCGUGUUGCAGAUGAGCACGGUUUCCUCAUGGUUCGGGUUCAGAUGCCAGAGGGCCCCAAGAACAUGAAAGUUCAGCCAAGAUGCUUGAAACCUAUCAGGCACCCAAAGGAUGGAAGGACACGAGGUGCUCGACUCACAGGCUUCAUUGUGGAUCCGGAAGUGCAGUCUGUUCUUUCUUCAAGGCCUGCAACGGCGAGUGCGGUGCAAAGCGUUCUGCGUACUCAAACCCCAUUGGUUGCAGACUCGGUUUUGUCAAAGGCUUCGCCCUUGGCGCCCCUCAGUGAAACGAAUGCAGAAUGAGGAGCUCUGAGGCCACGGGGCUGCCGCAUUUUAACAUGAUGUUGACGCGCUUUGGUAUUUGCUAGUUUCACAGCAUGCGCAGACUUGGCCAAGUGACUAAGUGGUUUGCGUUUGUGCUGUCUCACUCAUAAAAUCUAUCUUGCCCUGGCCUGCAUGCUGCAAUGCAAGGAGCAAACAGUAUGUUGGCAGAAAGAUUGUUUCAAUCUCCCUGACCCUGGCUGUCGAAUUGCGCAGUUUUGCAGCACAGCCAGACCCAAGAGCACACCGCUGCUCGCAACAACAUCUCCCAAACAAGUUUGCGUGUGAUUUGGCAUGUCCGGGCCAAAGGAUCUUGUGCUCAUCCCGCCUGCUAGCUGCUAGAUGUUCAGCCAUUGCACACGCAGAAGCCCCAUCGCAGGUGCGCGUCGAAGCUGUUCAAUGGAACGCGUCCUCGCCAAAGGUGAGGUGACGUGCACUCUUGAAGUCCCAACUGAAAACUGAUCAUGUGCGCUGGAGAGGGCUGCUUGUGUCAUGUGCUUGUGACGUUUUUUCUCCCGAUGCCACUCUUAAAGCUCGCUGCCCGCAGGUCUUGACCCGAAAGCCGAAAACAUUCUGAACAGGUGAUAGAAACUGAAC